AUGCAAUCCGUGGUCCAGCCUGCAAAGCCACGUCACGUGCACCCCAUCUGCACCCACUGCACCCGACUUGCAACAUGCUACUACGUGAGACAGCACCACACGCGCGCGCACAUAUACACAGACAGCGACACCAUCCGGGGCCACGGCAGCCCGCAGUGCAAGGGGUGCCAGCAGGUCAGCGUGCCACUCGUGCUCGUCGCCCGUCGCUCCUACCGUCAUGAUGCUUUUGCAACUCCUCCCACACAGGCGAAAAGCAACGAGGCCGGCCCGCUAGUCGCAUCUCGAAACGUGGUCCACUACGCGUCCCCCGGCUAUGUCUGUCCAUGGCUCCCGCCUUCCUGCCUCUCCAACUCGCCAUACCUGCUCAUGAGAUCGUCGCUUGCUCAUAAGACCCUCGCCUGCUUCGGCCUCACCCAUGUGCACCUACCUUCCCGGCCUGCCUCCUCGCGUUUCCCUUACAGUGGUUGUUUCCAGUAUGCUUGGACCAGCUGUCUGGCCUCUCUGCUCUUCACUUGUCUCUCCCCAGGCCACCGUCGUUGGAUGCAGUAG
Molecule: messenger RNA, 549 nt
Organism: Bipolaris victoriae FI3
Lineage: Eukaryota; Fungi; Ascomycota; Dothideomycetes; Pleosporales; Pleosporaceae
Exons: 1
Coding region: 1-549 (182 amino acids)
Source: RefSeq, a predicted model, not a curated record